GAAAACUUUGAAACUAUCUGGACCAUGAAAAAUCCGCUUGCUGACUGAAGCUUGCGCUGACUGAUAUGUGACGAAUAGUCCCGCUACGGGAUAUUACUCAGAGUCUCAUCUAUAAUGUCAGCUGCCCACCUCUCCAUUUCUCAGUCAACUUCCGCAACAAUGGCGACAUCGAUUCCUGCAGUAUAUAAACAGUAGAGCAUUUCACAAGAACUUAUCUCGAGUAAUUGGAGCAUACAAUGCCUGCUACGCUUAUCCAACCCUCUACUGUCCCUGGAAAGCUUCUCUACUUCACCCCUCCCAAAGACGGAUCCAGACCGAUUACCCGCAUAAACGAGGAUGCCAAUUAUGACAGUCGGUUCAAUUGGGUACAGGCAGAACAUACUGUUCCCAUCGAAAAUAUUCGUGGAAAGGAGGAUUCUUACACGCUUAACUCUGCCGGAUUUCAGUAUUACCAACACAAGUCGAAACACACAGCAUUCUCCAAUGAUGAAGAUAUAGAAAGGGAGUAUUACCCGGAGAGUGUAGAAUUGAUCAAGCAGCUUACUGGGGCCAGUAAAGUCGUAUUGUUCGAUCACACUAUCAGACGACGACGCCCUGGCGAAUUGGACACUGAUCCCUCAAAAAGGCAGCCUGUCUCCAACGUCCAUGUUGACCAGACAAGCCAGUCAGCGAAGAGCCGGGUCCUUCGCCAUCUCCCAGCAUCUGAAGCGCCACAACUGUUAAAGAAGCGUUUUCAAAUCAUAAACCUCUGGCGACCUAUUUCUCACCCCGCAUAUGAUUGGCCUCUCACACUUUGUGAUUUCCGAAGUAUGAACAGGGAAAAGGACCUCGUACCAAUAGCCCUCAUUUAUCCUGACCGAGAAGGCGAGACGUACGGUGUCAAGUACAGUCCAGAGCAGAAGUGGAAGUAUCUGAAAGGGAUGACGCCGGAAGAGAUUGUAUUGAUCAAAUGUUAUGAUUCGAUAGAGGAUGGGAGUGUGUCUGUGCUCACGCCUCAUACGGCAUUUGAAGAUCCAUCCACACCAGAAGGAAGUCCCCUCCGAGAAUCGAUCGAGUUGAGGGCUCUUGUAUUCUAUGAUUAACAUUAGGCUACUAGAAUAAACAUGCUGUAGUUUUAGUUACUCAAACAAAUGUAUUUUGUGUCAAUGUAGAGAACCAGCGGAAUCCAAUAAAAGUGCA
This is a messenger RNA of Lentinula edodes (shiitake mushroom), 1179 nucleotides long. RefSeq lists its product as uncharacterized. The coding region runs from base 237 to 1082 and encodes 281 amino acids. The record is from RefSeq and is a predicted model, not a curated record. The transcript is spliced from 3 exons. NCBI's taxonomy places the organism in Eukaryota, Fungi, Basidiomycota, Agaricomycetes, Agaricales, Omphalotaceae. Gene Ontology annotation, molecular function: oxidoreductase activity.